AUGACGUCGCCCGCCACGUCGCUCGAGUUGUGCGGCUUCAGCGCCGCUCGUGGCUGUUUUCUGCUGGCGCCAGCGCACUCGGACUGCUCCCGCGCCAACCAAAGCCUGUGCGCGCCAUGUGCAACGACGAGUCACCUCCUCGCGCGCGAGUUCGUGGACUUGCAGAGCUGGGACCGCCUCUUGCGUCGCGCGUCCACGUGCCAGCGGCUGCCGACCAAGCGGUUGCGCAAACUCAUGGCGACCGACUGGCGUCGAGGCGACGGAGCGGCAGGAUGGCAACGCGAGAUGCAAAAGAACGUGCGUGCGUGCGAAGACUGGCUCAAUGCUGCGUUCAGACAGCUACCGAUGCGACAGCAGCACGAGUUCCUGGACGAUGAGCUGUACGCUGCAAUGAAGCGCCAACGCGCCGCUGCUCUUGCGGACAGCAAACGUGCACGAAACUUGCAGCAGUACUUUAGCAGCGCGGAGAUGGUACAGCUCGUGGUGGCGAGCGUGCUCGAAUACGUAGCUGUGCGAGCGGUGGCGUGGCUCGAGCCGUCCUGUGGCGAUGGUCGGUUCCUCACGGCGCUAUUGCGAGCGGGCGCGCAGCAUGUUGUGGGCUACGAGAUCGACCAAAGGCUGCAGAGCCUUGCCGAGCGAAACGUGCAGCGAGCAGCGGUGGACGUUGCGGGUAUCUCCAUGACUUGUUCGGGUGAAGGUAGCAGCCGUGUACACGCACAAGUCUGUCUGGGCGACUUCCUCACUUCAAAGAGCUGUGUACCUGCAGAUAACUUCGUGGUCGCAAUUGGUAACCCGCCGUUCGGUGCAAGAGGCGAGAGCAGGAACGACCUCGUGCACGACUUCUUCCGUCAUGCUGCAAGUGCGUGGCGAGCUCGUGUCAUAGCGUUCAUCGUACCAGAGAGGUGCAGCCGACCACUGUUUGUCGAGCAGACAUUGCAGAAGCUCAACAGCGAGCGGGUCGACAGUAACGCGGCGACGGCAUUAUCCUGCUGGAUCUUGGCAAUGGAGCUGCCGCUUACCGACUACGAGUUUGAGUUUGGAGCUCACGACGUACCCAAGCGUGUCCGACAGCCGAGUCUGCUGCAGCUAUUCACUUGCGCGAGAUAA
This is a messenger RNA of Hyaloperonospora brassicae, 1107 nucleotides long. Lineage: Eukaryota; Oomycota; Peronosporomycetes; Peronosporales; Peronosporaceae. The record is from the annotation of a GenBank genome assembly.